AUGAAUGGACCUUGCAGUGGGCUAUGGCAGCAGAAACAAUUUACCCUUUCUCUGCUAAAGUCUCCCAACAAGCUCUCCACUUUGAAUCACCUAAAAUCCCUCCAUGUAUACCUCCUCCGCACUGGCCUUCACCACAGCAGUUUCGCCGUUGGAAACUUCAUCACCCAUUGUGCUUCUCUUGGACUCAUGUCGUAUGCAGCCCAACUGUUCGAUCAAAUGUCUGAACCAAAUUCGUUUGUAUGGAAUACACUCAUAAGAGGGUUCCAACAGAAUCAUUCUCCGAAAUACACCCUUUAUUAUUUUGAUCAAAUGCGGGUAAACAAUGUACAGCCUGAUAGAUUUACUUACCCUUUCACCAUUCGUGCUUGUUCAGGUUUACUGGAGUUUGCUAAAGGAGCUAGUCUUCAUGGUCAGGUGGUUAAAAUUGGGGUCAAUUUUGAUGUCUUUGUGGGUACUAGCUUGGUUGAUUUUUAUACUGCUAUGGGGGAUUUGAACAUGACUAAGCAAGUUUUUGAGGAAUUGCCGGAUAAAGAUGAGGUAACAUGGUAUGCGAUGUUAUCGAGCUAUGUUAACAAGUUUAAUGACAUGGGGAAAGCUCGAGAUUUGUUCGAAAAGAUACCAUGUAAGGAUCUUGUUAUUUGGCAUACCUUAAUCCUGGGAUAUGUCAAAGCUGGGGACUUGGAGUUAGCGAAAAAGUAUUUUGAUAUAGCUCCUGUUAAGGAUUUACUCAUGUACAAUACAAUUUUAGGUUGCCUUGCCAAGAAUGGUGAAGUUGAAUGUCUCUUAAGAUUGUUUCAUGAAAUGCCUUGUAGGGAUUUGGUAUCUUGGAAUACGGUAAUUGGAGGGCUCGUACGUGAUGGGAGGAUUAAUGAAGCUAUGAGAUUCUUCUAUGAAAUGGAAAGAGUGAAUUUAUCGCCUGAUGAUGUUACCCUGGCAAGCUUGCUCUCUGCUUGUGCACAAGCUGGAGCUCUGGAUACUGGGAAAUGGUUGCAUUCAUAUAUUGAUAGGAGGUGUUCUGAGUUAAAUGCUGUUAUUGGAACAGCGCUGGUGGAUAUGUAUUGCAAGUGUGGUGAUUUAGGGAGUGCUGCGGAUGUCUUCAAUAAGAUGUCUGAACGUGAUGUUGUAGCUUGGAGUGCUAUGAUCAUGGGGUCCUCAAUGAAUGGGCAAAGUAGAACUGCGUUGAACUUCUUUUACCGUAUGAAAGAUGAAUCUGAAAGACCAAAUGAUGCGACAAUUUUGGGGGUUCUGUGUGCUUGUGUGCAUGCAGGGUUGGUUGAUGAGGGAAAGAAGUGCUUUUAUGGCAUGUCUGAGGAGUUUGGGUUAACACCAAAGUUGGAGCAUUAUGGUUGUAUGGUUGAUCUCCUUGGUCGAGCUGGUUUGCUAGAUGAGGCGUAUAGUUUGAUACAAUCUAUGCCAUAUGAGCCACACACGGGUGCCUGGGGAGCCUUACUAGGAGCAUGCAAGAUACAUGGAAAUGUUGAGCUUGCUGAAAACGCCAUAGAACACUUGAUCCAACUUGACCUUGAGGACGGGGGCUACCUCGCAAUUAUGUCCAACAUAUAUGCUAAUGCAGGAAGGUGGGAAGAUGUCUCAAAGGUCCGAAAAUUGAUGAAGGAAAAAGGCAUUGGUAAAUCGCGAGGGAUUAGCUCCAUUGAGGUUAAUGGGGUAAUACACGAAUUUGGUGUCCAAGAGAAAAAACACCCUCAAGCCAGAGAAAUAUAUGAUAUGAUAGAUGAGAUUUAUAGACGACUGAAGAGGGCAGGUCAUGUUGCAAGCACCAGAGAGGUAUUUUUCGACGUUGAAGAGGAGGAAAAGGAAAAGGCUCUGUUCUUCCACAGUGAGAAAAUGGCUGUUGCUUUCGGACUUAUUGCAACUGAUAAAACAACUAUCAUUCGUGUGGUGAAAAACCUUCGCAUUUGCCCUGAUUGUCAUGCAGCUAUGAAGCUGAUUUCUGCUAGCUUUGAAAGAGAAAUAGUCAUUAGAGACCGUCAUCGUUUUCACCACUUCAAGAAUGGUCCAGUUACCAGAGACGAAUUCGUUAACAAAACUGCUGAAAUGCAGCUUCAGUAUUUCCAGCAACGACCUACUGCAACCGUUCACUGUUCUUCGUAUCUUGUCUGA
This is a messenger RNA of Solanum stenotomum, 2121 nucleotides long. Its product is annotated as pentatricopeptide repeat-containing protein At2g29760, chloroplastic-like. The transcript has 2 exons. Gene Ontology annotation, biological process: RNA modification. The coding region runs from base 1 to 2121 and encodes 706 amino acids. The record is from RefSeq and is a predicted model, not a curated record. Lineage: Eukaryota; Viridiplantae; Streptophyta; Magnoliopsida; Solanales; Solanaceae. Gene Ontology annotation, molecular function: RNA binding; zinc ion binding; protein binding.